This is a messenger RNA of Pecten maximus, 1315 nucleotides long. RefSeq lists its product as uncharacterized. Bases 264 to 1202 code for a protein of 312 amino acids. The record is from RefSeq and is a predicted model, not a curated record. The transcript is spliced from 11 exons. NCBI's taxonomy places the organism in Eukaryota, Metazoa, Mollusca, Bivalvia, Pectinida, Pectinidae.
CUGUAUCUGUAGCCAGGACAGAUUCAAGAAAACACCUAGAGACAUCUAUGCAUGUGUAUUUACAGUCACGAUAUUACCACAAACCAUCCAUAUAUGAGGCGCUAUGGCGCGGCACUCCUUUGUGAAUGCCUUACCAUACGGGGCCUGGAGGAACCCACGUGACUUUUAUCAUUCUGAUAUUGUGAAGGGACAAGAUCGGGAAGCAGCUGUGAUUCACUUGAAGGAGACCGUUGAUGUACAGUGGGUGAAUCUUAUAUCAAACGAUGUGGAUCUUGCAUGUUCUGGUGUUUGCAGGAACACUGCACCUCGGAAGCGGAACAGCUGGACUCUGUUGUGAGCCCUAUACCUCUAUUAUCGCUCCGAUCAACGAACUCAAGAGCAUCGAAGUGACAUGCAACCCCGGCUUUACAACCCCCUGUAAAUGGACUGUCUCAGCCCCGCCAGGAGCAGUGAUAGGAGUGGAGAUCAGUUCGGUCAUUGUUGGAACUCCUUCUACAAUAGUAUAUAAGAACGACGCAGGAGAUAUUUUUAGCACAUUUUCUGGUACCAACAGUAUUGUUCCUUUGAGAGUCGCUGGCCAAUUGUUUACCAUCGAAAUAACUCCAUCGCCGACGAACACACCCCCUCCCGCGGGAGAGGUGCUGAAUUUUAAAUACCUAGCUAUCACUUUACCAGCUCCUGACUCUGCUGCUGCAUGCUCUUCAGGGGAGACAAUUUCACUGGAUACGGUGACUGGUGGGGAAACAUGUAUCGCCUCCCCUAAUUUCCCGGAAUUUUAUCCAGAUGCAACAACAACAUGUAGAUGGCGUUUCGAAACAAGCGAUACAAUCGAGUACAACGUUAUUUUUUUUCACACGGAGUUCAGCAGCCUCUGUGGAUUCGAUUUCGUGAAGAUCACCGUUGCCGGAUCUACAGGAACACCACAAUGCGGUAGACAACUCCAAGGUGUGACCCAGACGGGCCUGGCCAGUCCUGUGGAAGUGGAAUUCACAUUUGAUGACGGCCAAAGCUUUCCCGGGAUUUUCAUGUGUUUCAAAAAAAUCGCUACUUCAACGACAUCGACGACAACAACUACGACAACAACGACAACACCCACAACGACAACAGCACCAAAUGACGACGACGAUGUAAUCGGAGACGUCAUCGUACCACUUGCCUUGUUUGCGGUCUUCGUCAACUUAUUCGGCGCUAUUUUCUUUUAAAUAUGUCUGAAAGUCUGACAUAUGUCGGCUGUGUAAAACACCAAUUCCUGGUAUUCUUUUCAUUUCAAUUGUCUGCUAGCUGAACAGCUUAUCUUGUGGCUUUGAAUAAACAU